This is a messenger RNA of Athene cunicularia (burrowing owl), 6834 nucleotides long. RefSeq names its product DnaJ heat shock protein family (Hsp40) member B6 (gene DNAJB6). Gene Ontology annotation, molecular function: ATPase activator activity; Hsp70 protein binding. The record is from RefSeq and is a predicted model, not a curated record. NCBI's taxonomy places the organism in Eukaryota, Metazoa, Chordata, Aves, Strigiformes, Strigidae. Gene Ontology annotation, biological process: protein refolding; positive regulation of proteasomal ubiquitin-dependent protein catabolic process. Bases 49 to 1053 code for a protein of 334 amino acids. Gene Ontology annotation, cellular component: endoplasmic reticulum membrane; cytosol. The transcript has 8 exons.
ACAGGACUUGAAAGACUCAGCUGUUGUUAACAAGACAACUACUGAAACAUGGUGGAUUACUAUGAAGUUCUGGGAGUGCAGAAGCAUGCCUCAGCAGAAGAUAUUAAAAAAGCGUACCGUAAAUUGGCAUUAAAAUGGCAUCCUGAUAAAAAUCCAGACAAUAAAGAAGAAGCAGAACAGCAAUUUAAACAAGUAGCAGAGGCUUAUGAAGUUUUGUCAGAUGCUAAAAAACGUGACAUCUAUGACAGAUAUGGAAAAGAAGGUUUAAUAAAUGGAGGUGGAGGUGGAAAUCAUCAUGAUAAUCCGUUUGGAUUUGGAUUUACAUUCCGUAACCCAGAAGAUGUCUUUAGGGAGUUUUUUGAUGGAAGGGACCCCUUUUCUUUUGACUUCUUUGAAGACCCUUUUGAGGACUUCUUCGGGGGCAGGCGGGGUCCAAGGGGAAACAGAAGCAGAGGUGGUGGAUCAUUUUUCUCUGCCUUUGGUGGAUUCCCUGCUUUUGGAAGUGGUUUUUCUUCAUUUGACACAGGCUUUACUUCAUUUGGUUCUUUGGGACAUGGAGGCCUUACUUCAUUCUCCUCUACGUCAUUUGGUGGCAGUGGGAUGGGUAACUUCAAAUCGGUAUCAACUUCAACUAAAAUAGUUAAUGGCAGAAAAAUUACUACAAAGAGAAUUGUUGAGAAUGGACAAGAGAGAGUAGAAGUUGAAGAAGAUGGCCAGUUAAGGUCGCUAACAAUAAAUGGUGAGGCAGAUGAAGAAGCCUUUGCUGAGGAGUGCAGACGGAGAGGACAACAUGCCCUGCCUUUCCAGCCGACCAACCCUCGCCUGCUGAAGUCUCACAAGCCUGCCAGUUCCCCCAGAUAUACCUAUCAUUAUAAUAGUGAUGAGGUGGAAGAACAAGAUAGAAGCCGGGUUACAAGCAGCUUGGAGACCCCUUUUUAUUUAUCAGGUGUGCACAAGCAUGUUGAUGAGAAAUGUGCAGAAAAGGAUCCAUCAGCUAGUAAAAAUCCCAAACCAAAAAGCCAAGCAAGAGGUUGUUGCUGUGUGUUGACUUAAUGUUAGCUCCCUGGUAGAUAAUAAAUGGCAGCUUGUGUGCCUUCAUCCUGUAUUAGCUCUGCUCUUCAAUUUAGUCUAGAUUCAUAAAUGCCCUGGGAUAUUCAAGGAUCCAGGGCAAAUAUUGUUAUGCUGCUGAAGUGCCUGUGCUCUUUGUUCUUAAAAGUGAAGGCCUCUUAGAGAUUAACUAAUCACAAUACUUUGCACAUUCAUUUACUUAAAUUAUGCUUGGCUUCCUUGUCAAAGAAGAGGUUCAAGCAGCUUCAUACUAUUUCUGGAAACUGCAAUUUUAGGCUCCUAAAUCCUAAUAGAGAAGUCUGAGACUGUUCAGAUGAAUAUGGAAGUGCAGCAACUGUCCCAGUUAUUUUUGGAAAUAAUUAGUCCUUUGAUAUAUUUCCUGUCUGUAAUGUUUUGGCAAUAUAGUCCAGAGGCUAUCUUGGACAACAAAGUCCUCAUAACUACUUGAUUUAAUUUGAACCUGUGGUCAAAGAUCAUCCAAGACUGACAGGACAGGUUUUUCUGAAACGUGAAGAUGUCUUUCUACUUGGAUGCCCAGACCAAGGGCCCUUUUCAGUAGUGCUGAAUUAGGUGAAGUUCUGAGAAGUGUGAACAUGCAAGGUGCCUCAGGGUAAACAUAGUGUAUGAAAAAUAUGUACUGUACCCCAAAACACGUACUCACGUACUCCCAGUGCUAUACCAACUUCUGCUGCGUUUAUGAGCCUUUAAAUCUAACACUGUUGUCUGUAGGGAAAACCUAAAAAUAUCGUGUGGGAUGACAGUUUGAAAAAAUGGAAACAUUCAGAUAAAUGUCUUCUUGAUCAGUUAGUUGCUGGAAGUUUUGUGUCUUUAAGAAUGGAUAAGUUGAAUCUUUUCUUAAAAAAAAAAAAAAAAAAAAAAAGUUUAAAAUUUCUCUACAGAAGCCUGAAUGUAACCUCUGGGCUGAUGUCCUGAAAUCACCUAUGCAAGGGUUACAGGUUUUGUCUCCUAUGUCUGUAACUGGCAAAACAAAACCCUGGCUCUGCAUUUGGAGUUCUUGAGGUUCUCUGUAAUCAUAAUAAUACUUUGUAGUGGUUUCCAGAGAGCAUAUGAGUUUGACACGCACCUUGCAAUUUUUGGAGCAAUUUUUAAGAUUGUUUAGGACUUUUUGCUGUGAAUCUACUUAUGCUCCAAGACGCACAAGUUUUCAAUUAAAAUGAAUUUCCAGAAGUAUUAGUGCAAUCACAAAAUCCUCUCUUCUACCAGUAGAUUGUGAGUUGCCAUAAAAGAUUCAGGGUGAAAACUUGAUUGCAGGAACACUUAAGAUUUUACUGUUGCUUUAAAUAUUUUUGCGUACUGUUCCUCUGAUGGACAGGGCUGCUGAAGAACUGGUCGAGUCGGUCAUAAAAACCUACGUGAGUGUCUUAAUCCCUCCCUGGGAAGCGUGCACGAGCCCUGGCCAAUAACGCCAUUGUCCUUCAUGGGUGUUCACCUCUGCCAACAGCCCUGGCCCAGCAAGCAGGCUUCGCCAGUGCAGCUCUGUAAUUAUAUAGACCACUUACAUGCUCCCACUUGGCUUCUCAUUGAUCACUGCAACAGCUGCCGUGCUUACACGGGCCAGCGUUGGGAAAGAAUAGCAUCUUUUUCUGCCUUGGUCCAAAGCCCACUUGAUUUGGUGGAAAAUAGUUAAGGUCACUGGCCUCAAACCGGGCACUGUUCCACCUUGAAUCAGACAUGUUUGCUACUGCUGGCGUGUGGCCCUUGGCAGCAAGACUGCACGGCAGUUUUAGACAUUGUCCCAGUUAGAGCACCUCAAGCAAAUCCUCAGGUGUUAAUGAUUCACCUGCAGUGAAGUGGCUUUCUUUUCGUACUGCUAAGGGUGGGAAUGUUUUAAUUUUAAAGUCUGUAGCAAACUAAAAUGAAGGAAAAGGAGAUAGGUUUCGUCUUGACUACGUGGUGGGAAUCCCUCUGGAUGUGGCCAUCUCUCCCUAGCACCCAAGGAGAAAGGCUGGCCAACUCAUUUAGACUGGCAAGCAGUAUCAGAGGUGAGAUGAAUCCUCUCAGUAGUCAGGAUUUCCAGGCAUUACAGUGAGUAAUUAAUAAAAAAUUUAGAGUUUAAUUUGAUUCUCCGUCAAACAUUGACACUUCUAAUCACUCUGAGUUUCAUACUAUUCCUGAUUUUGUAAUGGCCUUUUAGAAUAAAACUUCACGUCUUGUGCUCUGAAGUGAUUGCAUAUCUCAAACAGUUCUCUAGCUCCAAACAAGUAACUUUUAAAUAAGAAUUCCGAUACUGUAAGUAAUGUGCUCCCCGAUCAUAUGAUGUAUGGCUGACUGGUGGUAUCCAGGCUGUGUCAAAGUGGUAUUAAUGCCAGCAGAGACCUGGGGGUUGCAGCCGUUAAUGGUAGAUGUGUAGUGGUAAACUACCCCUAAAAACCUACUUCUCUGGAUUUGAGAGUGCUGACCUUUAUCUAACAAGAAUGAUUGAAAUGUUUAAUUGUUAAAAUAUUGGAAAGUACAUGAUACAAAAGAUUAUUUUUUGGAAGAUAAUAUUGCAAGGUUUGCUCUUCUUUUUGAAGGAAAUAGCUCGCAUUAACCUAAAUCUUACAACAUUAAUAAUUCAUUUUUGCUGCAUUUUCAUCCGCUGGCAUCCCUGAAGAGUAAGCCACUUUAAAAGAACUAGCUUAACUAAUCUUGUCCUUCUGUGGCAUGGACUCCUCUGCUGGAAAGUUGAGCUGUUUGUACUUUAUUUCAUCUUUAAUGCAGUCUCUGUUCUUUUUACCGAGAGAUGAUUUCCUGAAUUACACUUUAGUAAAAUUGAUAUGCUUGGUUGUCUGAACUAAGUAGUUUAUAAUUCCCUCGCAUACUUGUAUUUGGGCAUGUAAUGGAAUGAGAAAGGAAAGCAAAGCCACUGUUUUCUGUGGAAAUCUAAUACGCAAGGAAUGCUGGAGGUGCAAAGAUGGGAGGGAGUUCACUCUCCCUUUGCUUCACAUCCCCUGGCUGUAACUGCAUGUGAGUGGGAUGGGGUAACAGCCACACUCUUCUGCAGGCUGAGGGUGGGAAGAUUGGCUGGUGGAUUUGGAGGCUGGCUGGUUGUUCCCUGGCUUAGCCAGAGCUGCCUUCACGCAUGGUUUUUUGGCUGCUAGUACGAGAGAGCAUCCCGUUACCCGUUGGCUUCCUUUAGAAGGUGGCUGUGUUGCACGUGGAAGGGCCUCCAAGGCUGCACAGCCUUGCAAGCUUUUGCUUGCCGUGUGGGAGUAGAACCUUGGACUCUCUUCAGUAAUGGUGUUACCUUAAUUAAUAGCAGCAAGCAGGUUGUAUCUGGCUUGGUAUGUUCUUGUAGCAAUUCUAGGCAGAAUUGGUAAUGAAAAUAGUACAGUGAGCAAGCAUGAAGGAGGGCCCCAGUAAGUUGCUAAAGCUUUUCAGUCCCCUAAAACAUCAAAGUUGGAAUUACAUCACUGGGUUGGCCAGUGAAACUGGAAAACUCGCCCCUUGGAUUUAACAGUGCAGAUAAUUAAAUAGUGGAGCAGCAUACCUAGAUGGGGUGGGAUGUUUUGUCACCUCAGGUCUUUAUGUAAAGGCGGGUUCUCUCUCUGCAGUGCUCGGUGGUAUGGGCAGGAGCGUGGAUGCAGUGAAUUAGUAGGUCAAAUCGUGGUGUGUGUUGGGCAGUGACUUGGGCUGAAAGGAGGGAAUGUGAAAGUGUAGUGUAAAGCUGUAAUUGCAAAUUGAGUCACAUGCAUGAAAUUAUUCCAAAGCUGUGAUCUGGAGUGAAUUUUUGUAAUGGUAUAUGCAAGUGUGGUCAGUCUAAAAUAACAGGUGGUGGCUGCAACUCAGAACUAAGCUAGCUACCUUUGAGGUAGCAAUUUAUUGUUUUGACUAGAGAGAUACUUCUAAGAGCAGAAAAUUAGAAAGCGCGCUACAGAACCCAACUUGCACAUGCCCUAUUAAAGCUCUCCCUCCAUGUUGGAGCCAUGACUGCUUUCAUGGUCUGAAGGAGGGCAAAAGAAUGGCUGCAGUCUUAGCAAAAAGUUAGUAGUUCUUGAAAACUCUUUUCUCUGGGACUUCAACAGAAAGCAUGAAUCCCUCCCACUCCCAACCUCAGUGCUUCAGAGCCUUAAAGUGGAAGCAGGCCCCUCCAAAGUCUUCACCUUUGCAGAAGAUCCAUAAAAAUCAGGCCAUGACCUUUAUUACUGGCUGAUGUAGGUCGAGAAGCAGCAAUGCUGCACAUUAAUCAUCAGUCAUGACUGAACACCGUGUUUCCUUCUGCUGACUCCUGUGCUCUUCUGUGCUGACAGAAGGAAGGUGAAGCAGACCUGUGGCUGCUCUCUGCAGCCUGGUAGAACAGACAGAUGUCAGGCAAGGCAGGAAGAAGUAGGAUACCACAAAUGGGCUGGGUAGGAGUGUUUUCCCCAGGACGCUUGUCCCUUUGGAUCGAUCACUCAAUAUGCACACCUCCCUUUCAGCUGCUGCCCAAGAAUGUGAUGAGUUUCAUAGUCAGCGACUGAACAAACCUGUGCCUUUGGGAGGUGCAGAAGGCAGAGAAGUAGAAAGCCAGAAGGAAAGUGAAUCUGGGACACAGCAAAGAGGCUUCCCAAUUUGUUUUGGUCCCUGCUGUCUGGUUGAGUGAAUUGCGCCUAAGUGUUGUUGGAAGUUAGUUUCAGCUUUCAGCAGCUUUAUGAAAGCUGGAAUAGCUUCUGUGUUCUUUAUGUUUCGUUUGGAAGUAGAAGGGGACGAAAUGGGAAGAACGGGUCAGCAGAUGAUUGUUUCAGACAAAAAUUAUUCAGGUUGUAAACCAGGUGUAAUUCCAAAUGGUGUGGAUUCUUGCUUCGUCCAUUUCUGCUUCUGGCAGCUGACAAAAGCAAGAACAUACCAAGUUAGGGUGAUAGCUAUCUGCAUUUGAGUGAAUCUGUUUUUCAAAUGUCAAAGCUUGGGGAAACUCUCAGCAACCUAUUCUCCCUCCAUCCUGUAAAGCAUUUCUAGAGCUUAGGCGGCUAACAAUUGCUUUUAUGGGUGGAAAUUUGCAAAGCCCUUCCAGAACUGUUUGGCUGCAGCCAGUUCAGCCAGGCACUAACUAUGGAAAGUUUCUAUGACUGCUUUGUGAUGCUGCCGACACACCAGGACACAGGUUCCCUGCAAAUGAAUCAAAUAGUAAUGGGGUUGCUGCUUUCUAAUUCGGAUUUUGUCCUCUUGUAACUUUGGGGCUAGUCUUGUAACCAAAGCAGCUAAAAUAUGUUUUUAAUUAGUGCUGGUUGAAGUAUUCGAGUGAAAUCAGCACCAAAGAGUUACAUCUUUAGUGUGCAAUUUUAAUUUUUGAUUAGGAGCUGCUUCACUUGUUUGGAUCAGGUUUUUGGCUGUUAUCACCCAGCACAGCAUCACUGGAGCUAACAGACUGGCAAAGUUUGACCUGUCUUUUUUUCUUAGCUGGAGGUAGAAAAGGAAAUGGUCAAGAGUGAAAUUAUUUAUCACAGCAGGCUUGAAACAGAAAAAGACCUGGCAGUUUUCUCUUGAGGAAUACUCUGUAUUUGUGUGUUAUCUCCUGCUUUGGCCAAUCUGUGUUUCUGUGUGUCAGUGAUAACACUUGAAGGAUUUCCACUUUUCUCCCUUAUCAUUCCAGAGGCUGGUAGGAGACCAUGUUGUCAAAUGCCUAAAUAUCUUCAUACCACAUUAGUUUAACAUUUGAGUUGUUUUAUUUAUAAGACAAUGAAUUACAUCACAUUCAUUCCAAGUAAUAAUUUACAUUGAUGCAUAGUAUUUUUAAGGAAGAGUUGCUAGAAUUGCUUUCAAAACAUUUGAAGAAAAUGGACUAUCACA